AUGGCAAAGAACAGCAAACCCAAGAAGCUCGCUUCCAAUCCAGUCUUGGAAAACAAACUCUAUGAUGUGAUCCAGAAGUUGUUGGAGCAAAAGUCGGAAGACAAGCAGUUUUAUCUGAAAAAGACUGACGAAGAAGCUAAUAGCGAUCCGUUGGCCAACAUUUUCCUUGCAAAGGACUUGAGACCGUCUGAGGUGUUGAUUUUUGCACAGCAGAAAGAUGUUUCGCUUCUCAGGGUCAAGAAAAUCCUCUUGGAAAAGACCAUUGACAAGGUGUUGGAGUUGGUCAGAGAGGAGGAGCAGGAGGAGAUGGGCAGUUUGGGAAUCACCUUGGACGACAGCGAUUUUGACGGAGUCAAUGAGGAUGAGUUGAUGGAGGUAAAGCCUACCAACGCCUUUAACAAGUCUGUGGUGAGUUUGUGGAACAUCAGCCCUGCUGCCACCAAGGAAAAUACCCCAGACGAGCCUAACGAUGAGCCCAAGGACGAAAAGAAGGAAGUGGACGAAAAGAAGGAAGAGGAAGAAACUGACAAAGCCAAUAAGAAGAGGAGCAAGGACAGCACCAAGCCAGCCAAACGACAAAAAGCAUCCAAAGAUCGUACACCGCCAGCAUCCAAUCUCGCCACCCUCGGGGGAAUGGAUGACAUUAUCCAGCAGUUGACUGAGUUGGUAUCUCUCCCAAUGCUCCACCCGGAAAUCUACCUCACCACGGGAAUUUCUCCGCCACGCGGGAUUCUCUUGCACGGGCCUCCCGGCUGCGGUAAGACCACACUUGCCAACGCUUUGGCAGGGGAGUUGCAGGUGCCGUUCCUCAACGUGUCUGCGCCGUCAAUCGUGAGCGGCAUGUCCGGUGAGUCCGAGAAGAAGGUGAGAGAGUUGUUUGAGGAGGCAAAGACACUUGCCCCGUGCUUGGUGUUCUUGGACGAAAUCGAUGCCAUCACGCCAAAGAGAGACGGGGCCCAGAGGGAGAUGGAGAGAAGAAUUGUCGCGCAGUUGUUGACCGCCAUGGACGAGCUAUCCUUGGACAAGACGGGCGGAAAGCCAGUGAUUAUCAUUGGGGCUACCAACAGACCGGAUUCCCUUGACCCAGCGUUGCGAAGGGCCGGCAGAUUUGACCGCGAGAUCUGUCUCAACGUGCCAGAUGAGAACUCGCGUGCGAGAAUUUUGCAGACCAUGGUGCAGAACAUGAAGAUCAGCGGUGACUUGGACUUUGCCGACUUGGCCAAGAGAACCCCGGGCUACGUGGGUGCUGAUUUGAAGGCUCUUACCUCUGCCGCGGGGAUUGCGGGGAUUAAGCGUAUUUUCAACACGCUUUCUGAGGACUUGGACAGGAUGGAUAUUGACCCAGCUCAAUUGUCCGAGUUGUUGAUCAACGAUACGUCAGACAUUCAGAGAAUCGAACAGAACAAUAUGGAAGCCGAGACCAUUGCUAUUGACGAGGUUGAACAAAAGAUCCCCGACGACAUCCAAAAGAUGGCCCCUGAAGAAAAAGAGGCGUAUGAAAAGCUAUCAACCAUCCAAAAGUUCUUGAAGAAGCACCCGCUUCCGUUGACACCAGCGCAGUUGGAGCCGCUUUGCAUCACCUUCGAGGACUUUUUGACAGCUUUGCCGUCCAUCCAGCCGACUGCUAAGAGAGAGGGCUUUGCGACGGUGCCAGACGUGACGUGGCAGAACAUUGGCGCCUUGUCUAAGAUCCGGGUGGAGAUGCACAUGGCGAUUGUUCAGCCGGUAAAGCACCCAAAGCUCUACUCGCAGGUCGGGAUUACCGCCCCGUCGGGGGUUUUGUUGUGGGGUCCACCGGGCUGCGGUAAAACGUUGCUCGCCAAGGCUGUGGCGAAUGAGUCGAAAGCCAACUUCAUCUCUGUCAAGGGUCCUGAGUUGCUCAACAAGUACGUGGGUGAGUCCGAGAAGGCUGUAAGACAGGUGUUUUCGCGGGCCAGAGCCUCCAUGCCGUGUAUCAUCUUCUUCGACGAGUUGGAUGCGUUGGUGCCGAGACGUGACUCGUCCUUGUCUGAGUCCUCCUCCAGGGUUGUCAACACAUUGUUGACCGAGUUGGACGGUUUGAACGACCGCCAAGGUGUCUUUGUUAUCGGUGCCACUAACCGCCCGGACAUGAUUGACUCUGCGAUGUUGAGACCGGGCCGUUUGGACAAGUCGUUGUUCGUGGAGUUACCUACCGCCGACGAGAGGUUCGAGAUAUUGAAGACGGUUGUCAGAACCAAUGGCACCCCGGUGGAUGAGUCUGUGGAUUUGAGAGUAGUUGCGCACGACGAAAAGUGCCGCAACUUCUCCGGUGCUGAUUUGUCUUCGUUAGUGAGAGAAGCCGGUGUGGUUGCCUUGAAGAAACGUUUCUUUGUGAAUAUCCACACGGGAGACGAAAGCACCGGGAUUCCCGAUGGGGAUAUUGAGGAUGUUGAGCAUAUGACGGUGACCGGGGAUGAUUUCUUCCAGGCGUUGAAGAGCAUCAAGCCGUCGGUGAGUGACAGAGAGAGGGCAAAGUAUGAGAAGUUGAGUAAGCGAAUGGGCUGGGCUGAUAAGGAGGAAGAGACGGAGGGGAGUUCUGAGGCGGUUAUUUAG
Messenger RNA from Babjeviella inositovora NRRL Y-12698, 2574 nucleotides. RefSeq names its product putative AAA family ATPase (gene RIX7). NCBI's taxonomy places the organism in Eukaryota, Fungi, Ascomycota, Pichiomycetes, Serinales. Gene Ontology annotation, biological process: ribosome biogenesis. The transcript is spliced from 2 exons. Bases 1 to 2574 code for a protein of 857 amino acids. Gene Ontology annotation, cellular component: nucleus. The record is from RefSeq and is a predicted model, not a curated record. Gene Ontology annotation, molecular function: ATP binding; RNA binding; ATP hydrolysis activity.